GAAACCGGACCCAAUCCUUCCGUUACGGAGCAUCAGGCAGAGCCCAACCCAGUGAAGGAACCACCGAUGCAGCGUGGAGAAAUUCGGGUAGAUCCGUCGAAACACAACCGGAAUCAGCAGCGGAACACAGGCGCGAUUCCUAAAACGGUUCCGAAUCGUCAAAUCAUUCCGACGACGUCUGUAGGUAAUCCUAUCCCCUCUGAACCCCCCACACUGCCACCAGGUAAGCCACCAAAAAUUAUUCUACCAAAAGAGAAAAAAUUAAAUGAAAAUAAAAUUUAAAUAAACGAUUAUAAAGAUAUGCUAGAGAAAUUGGGAUCUAUUAGCCCGGUACUCCUAAAUAUGAGUCGGGCUGAACCUGUUGGGGCUAAGCCUGUUUCUCAAGGCCCACCCCCCUCUACGUUUCCUCUCUCCACACCUCCAGAGAGGAACGGAGAUCAAUUUGCUCCUCAAGCCAAUACAGGUCCAAAUAAUAACGAUUUACAUUCAAAUGUACGUUCUAUUCCGGCACCAAGAAUGCCUGAAACUGGUCCUUCCCCCUCGCAGUUGGCCGCUCGACAAAUUAUGCCCCGCGACCUUCCCCCUUUCGCCGGUAACCCCGCGGACUGGCCUAUAUUUAUUAGUUCGUUUGUCAAUACAACCGCCGCGUGUGGAUAUUCCAGUGUUGAAAACUUAACCCGACUACAACGAUGCCUGAAAGGUGCAGCGUAUGAAGCAGUAAGAAGCCGUCUCCUUCUCCCGGAAUCAGUGCCGCAGGUCAUCAACACUCUUCAGCUUCUCUAUGGACGUCCGGAACUCCUGAUCAAUGUGCUGUUGGAUAAGGUGAGAUCGACUCCAGCACCUAAGGCGGAACGUCUAGAAACGCUCAUCGAGUUUGGAAUGGCAGUACAGAGCUUGUGUGACCAUUUGGAGGCAGCAGGUCAACAGUCCCACCUGAUGAACCCGUGUUUGCUGAUGGAGCUGGUGGAAAAGUUGCCCGCACAUGUGAAAAUGGAGUGGGCGAGUUUCAUGCAGCGAUUUCCUGAGGUGAACCUUAAGACUUUCGGAACCUUCAUGGACGGCAUUGUGGUAUCGGCCAGCAAGGUAACCCGAUAUACUGGAGGAUACGGAAAAGGAGCCAGCGUGGACAAGUCAACAACGAAGAACAGAGGGUCGAUCAACACGCAUGUUAGCCAACCGGAAGUACCGAAGAAAGAGGAUAAGCCAUGUGGUGUUUGCAAGCGGCGAGGGCAUCGGGUACGGGACUGCGACAACUUUAAAGCGCUCUCUGUCGACGACCGGUGGAAGACAGCACAGGACAACGAACUUUGUCGCAGCUGCUUAAAUGCGCACGGCAGAAGGAGUUGUCGAAGUGCAACCCAGUGUGGAAUCAACGGAUGCCCUUUCCGCCACCACCCACUACUGCAUUCCAACCGUAGUAAUCGACCGUCCAGUGGAUCAACAGCGCCCAGGGUAGCGUACAAUAUCGAAACUGCGGGAAAUCAUGCACAUCGUAUGCAGGAUCAAUCGCUGCUUUUUCGUAUAAUUCCAGUGACGCUCUAUGGACCGAAGAGAACAGUGAAAACCUUUGCAUUCCUGGACGACGGCUCGUCCUUAACACUAGUAGAAGAGGAGCUUACAAACAAGAUCGGUAUCGACGGGAUACCGGCACCAUUGUGUCUAACCUGGACGGGGAAUGUGUCCAGAAUCGAAGCUGAAUCGAAGCAGUUGCAGUUAGAGGUGUCCAGCGCUAACGGUGGAAAGCACCACCAACUGAAGAAUGUGCGUACCGUGAAAAAACUAGCUCUGCCUGGUCAGACGUUGCGAAUCAACGAGUUCGUGGACAGGUAUAAGCAUCUUCGCGGCCUCCCACUUUCCGGAUACGAGAACGCAGUACCUCAGCUGCUGAUAGGAGUCAACAACUUACGGUUUACAUUACCGUUGAAGGUGAAAGAAGGUGAUUCCAACGAACCAGUUGCCAUGAAAACCCGUCUGGGCUGGUGUGUAUACGGGGGGAUCGAUACUUCGUUGACCAUUGCCGUCAAUUUCCACGCUUGUGAUUGUGACUCGGAUCGUGCACUGCACGAACUGGUGAAGGAUUAUUUCACUCUAGAGGACGUCGGUUCCAGACCGAAGAAUGAAUUGCUGUCAGCCGAUGACAGGAGGGCUCAGCAUAUUCUGGAGAAGACCACUACACGGGUGGGCAAUCAAUUUGAGACAGGGCUGUUAUGGAGGUACGACGAAGUUGAAUUUCCGGACAGCUACGGAAUGGCUUUACGAAGACUGGAGUGUCUAGAACGUCGGAUGGUGAGGAAUCCAUUAUUAAAAGAGAAAAUUCACCGUCAAAUUGAAGAGUACCAGCAGAAAGGUUACACGCAUCGAGCUAACGAGGAGGAGGUAAAAGCAGUCGAUCCUAGAAGAGUCUGGUACCUACCGCUGGGAGCGGUAGUGAAUCCAAAGAAGCCGGAAAAGGUCCGGCUCAUCUGGGAUGCCGCAGCUGUAGUGGAUGGAAUCUCCCUCAACGCAAUGCUUCUCAAAGGCCCGGAUCAGCUCACAUCAUUGCCAGCUGUAUUGUCGCGGUUUCGCCAGUUUGCGGUGGCAGUCGCCGCCGAUAUUCAAGAGAUGUUCCAUCAGUUGCGGAUCCGUGGAAUAGAUCGACACUCGCUGCGUUUCUUGUUUCGUGAAGAUCCAACCGUUACACCAGAUGUCUAUGUUAUGGACGUGGCUACAUUCGGGGCUACCUGCUCCCCAGCAUCGGCGCAGUAUGUCAAGAACAGGAAUGCCGCAGACUGUGCCGACAAGUAUCCAAGAGCUGUCGAAGGGAUAAUAGAAAACCACUACGUUGACGACUACCUCGAGAGCUUUGGUACAGUAGCGGAAGCAGUGCAGAUAUCGGAGCAAGUGAGGGCGAUCCAUAGCAAAGGAGGCUUUCUGCUACGAAACUGGCAGUCAAACAGUGCUACCGUGAAGCAGCAAUUGGGUGAAACCACAGUCUCCUCUAACAAACAUUUGUUUCAUGAUAAAACAGCAGAAAACGGACGCGUAUUGGGCAUGCUGUGGUUAACGGACGAAGAUUGCCUAAGCUUUAGCGUACAGCUGAAGGAAGACGUGCAGCGAAUCCUGAAAAGUGAAUCCCGUCCUACGAAGAGACAAGUUCUACGUUGUCUCAUGAGUUUUUUCGAUCCACUGGGCCUCUUGAGCGCUCUCAUGGUCCACGGCAAGAUCUUGCUACAAGACAUAUGGCGCGCUGGAACUCAAUGGGAUGAGCAGAUCAGUGAAGACCACGAGGAGCGAUGGCGGAGCUGGACUGCCGUGUUACAGCGGAUUUCGACCGUAAAAGUUCCCCGAUGCUAUUUCCCGAACGCUACCCUGCAGUGCUACCGUCAGCUGCAAUUGCACAUCUUCGUGGACGCGAGCGAGGCUGCGUAUGCAGCGGUAGCGUAUUUUCGAAUCGUCGAAACAAAUGGUACGUCAAGAUGCGCCCUGGUGACGGCAAAAACCAAGGUUGCGCCCCUGAAACACCUGUCCAUUCCACGGUUGGAGCUACAGGCUGCUGUACUUGGAACUCGAUUGAUGCGUUUUACUCUGGAGUCCCACACCGUAAUAAUAACCGAGCGGUACAUGUGGUCGGACUCUACAACAGUUUUGGCAUGGCUUAGAGCGGAUCCCCGCAAGUAUAAGCAGUACGUAGCCUGCAGAAUUGGGGAAAUACUGGAGCAGACGGAUGUGAACGAGUGGUGGUGGGUACCUUCGAAGAAUAACCCAGCGGAUUACGCCACGAAAUGGGGAAGCGGUCCAUCUGUGGACGUUAAGGGUGUUUGGUUCCAGGGACCAGGCAUCUACGGUGAGGCGAAAAAUACAGAUUUCCUCACUCAAGAGGAGCUGCAGCAAGCAGAAGUGAUGCUGAUUGUGAUGGCACAACGACAGCGGUUCUCAGACGAACUUGCGGUGCUCUCACGUGAUCGUGACCGACCCAAAACCGAACGAGUGGGUUUAAGCAAAGCCAGCUCGCUGUACCAACUGACGCCAUUCGUCGAUGAAACCGGUAUUAUGAGAGUGGAUGGACGGAUAGGAGCAGCCGCAAAUGUAUGCUUCGAGGCGAAGUACCCUGCAAUUCUUCCCAAGAAACACCGACUGACAGAGCUUAUAAUAGAAGCGUAUCACCGAAAGUUCCAGCACGCCAAUUCAGAGACCCUGGUGAACGAGAUAAGACAGCGAUACUAUGUUUCUCACCUACGAGCAGUCGUCCGCAAGAUCGGGAGCGAAUGUAACGUGUGCAAGCAGCUUCGAGCGACUCCUCAUGUUCCACGCAUGGCAUCCCUUCCUCCAGCCCGCUUAGCUUCGUUCACGAGGCCUUUUACCUACGUUGGCCUAGAUUUCUUUGGACCCUUAGUUGUGAAAGUGGGGCGUAGCAAUGCGAAACGUUGGGUUGCGCUUUUCACUUGCCUUACAAUCCGUGCGGUGCAUUGUGAGUUAGUAUUCAGUUUAUCAACCGACGCCUGCCUGAAGAGUAUUCGUCGUUUUGUGUGUCGCCGAGGCGCCCCGGCCGAAAUUCAUUCUGAUAAUGGCACUAAUUUCUGUGGCGCGGUGAGACAGAUCCAGCAGGGACUUGCUGCGACGGUAACCAGUACGACAACCAAAUGGCUGUUCAUUCCGCCUACAGCCUCCCAUAUGGGCGGCGCAUGGGAGCGCAUGGUGCGCUCGGUGAAGCAGGCGAUGAUGGGUGCCUAUAACAGCGAUCGAAAGCUCGACGACGAAUCGCUGAACACGUUGAUCAUUGAAGCGGAAGCCAUUGUUAACAGCCGUCCCCUCACUUAUUUGCCAUUGGACGCAGAGGAAAGCGAGGCUCUAUCUCCGAACCACUUCCUGUUAGGAAGCUCGAGCGGAGUUCAGCUACCUGUGGCGGAACCGACGGAUAGUUCAGAAGCAUUGAAGAAUUCCUGGAGCAUGAUACAGCAUCAACUGGAUUGCUUCUGGAGGCGAUGGAUCCGGGAGAUGCUCCCAACGCUGACCAAGAGGACAAAAUGGUUCGGGGAAGAGAGGAUGAUUAGUGACGGAGACCUGGUGUUCAUCAUAGACGACGGUAAGCGGAAUGACUGGACCAGGGGAAGAGUGAUGGAGGUUAUACCGGGGGCCGACGGUCGGAUUAGGCAAGCAAUAGUAAGAACUGCGAGGGGGUUACUCCGUAGACCUGUUUCGAAGCUAGCUAUCUUGGAUAUUGGUGGUAAAACUGGGACCGGUGGCCAGUGUUACGGGGGGAGGAUGUUCCCGCUGGGCGCACUGCUACAUCUAAGCGUUUCACGGUGUUACCUCGACUUAAUCCCGCUAACGGCUGUCAAACACCCACAAACGGUUCAUAGGAUGACAACCGGAAAGAAAGAAAAAUAAUCUCCACCAUUAGAAAGUCAUAAACAGAGUAGUUGUCAGUGAAAAGAUAUAAAUUGAGUUUCUUUGAUUAAAAAUUGUUAGUGGAAUACUAAAUUGGCUCCACAUCGUCCUAUUAGUUAGAGCUAUCUUGGAGAUCCCGCGUGAUAAGAAUUUGUACUCGCUAUCACCGAAAGUAUUGUCUACCUGCGAUUCAUCAACUACCUGUCUGCCCUUGAGGACUACAACAAUGGGGAAAACCCGGUCAACCGACCCAGGCAUACCACAUGGCACCAACAAACGACAUCGAUCGGACACCGGCAAGGAGCCAAUAUUAGAAAGGAACCGCUAUGCUUUAUUGGAUGGCCAUACCGAGGAGGAACCAACUACCAGGAAAGUAAAUGUUGAGAAAAAGGUGAAAGUACCACCUUAUUUUACAACAUCGAGAGAUAUAGGAACUUUGAAGUCUGAACUGCUGGCGCUGAAAUUGCAGCCAGUUUUUAAAAUAUGCAGCAUCGGGAUUAAAAUCACUAGUCCCAACCUGGAGCAAUAUAAAAUAAUUGGAUCAUACCUGAAAUCAAAAAAUCAUGAGUUUUACACUCACGAUACGCCGUCUGAAAAACCAUUUAAGGUGGUGUUGCGAGGUCUUCCUGCUAUUGAGUUGGAGGAUAUUAAAAAAGAUCUGGAACAAUCAUACAAUAUUCAGCCGUUGGCUGUAUAUCGGAUGACUCGGCAUAAGACACCAAGACAAUGGGUAUUCCAACGUUUUGUACCUGAUCCACUUCAAGAAAGGAUCAGCCAACAUAACUCGCCUAAGAGAAAUCAGUGAGAUCUUCAACAUCUCGGUACAAUGGGACCGAUACAAACCUCAACAUCGGGAUGUAACGCAAUGUUCAAAUUGCCUUGGUUUUGGACACGGAACAAGAAACUGUCACAUGAAAACUCGUUGUGGCAAGUGUGCUGCUGGCCACUUAACAAGCACUUGCAGCCUUCCAGAGGAAGAACCUCGCAAGUGCGUUAACUGUGGCGAAAGUCACCAAGCCACCAGCCGUAGCUGCACAAAACGUGCGGAUUUUGAACGUAUCCGGAAGCAAGCUACUGAUAAAACACAGAAUAGGCAGAAGGUUCCAGAACUUACUGAUAAGGAGUUCCCUCCAAUGGUUUCACGCACGAUUCCUGUUCUUCCUCCUCUUCCACUUCCUACAGGUCGUCCCCAAACGGCCUCUUCUAGCGAAAAGCCAAAAAAGGAGCAACCGAGCUAUAGUAAGGUUGCAGCUAUUGGUUUACCACCUACACCAAAACCUUCACCUCAUUCCUCUUCUACUGAGGAGCUUUAUAGCAUGCAGGAACUUGCAACCCUGUUUCUUGAACUAGAUCGACAGACUAGAAGUUGUCGCAACCAACAGGAACAAGUGCAAGUCAUGCUACACUUUUAUU
Toxorhynchites rutilus septentrionalis is the source of this 6780-nucleotide messenger RNA. RefSeq lists its product as uncharacterized. Gene Ontology annotation, molecular function: nucleic acid binding. Bases 301 to 5367 code for a protein of 1688 amino acids. NCBI's taxonomy places the organism in Eukaryota, Metazoa, Arthropoda, Insecta, Diptera, Culicidae. The record is from RefSeq and is a predicted model, not a curated record. Gene Ontology annotation, biological process: DNA integration. The transcript is spliced from 3 exons.